UCUUUUUUGGUUGCAUUAUACACACACACUUUUCUAAGCAACACUCGAGAGAGCUCGAGCAAGAGAGAGAGAGAGAGAGAGAGAUGGAGAUAAAUGAUCAUCUUCCUCUUUUUGUAACAAAGUCAGCCAAGGGACGUAUCCCUUUACAAAUUUAUGCGUUUUCAAUCUUGGUGGGUAUAUGCUUGAUCUUUGUAUAUAGAGUGAGCUAUAUACCAGCAAAAGAAGAAGCCGGAAGAUGGGUUUGGAUCGGAUUAUUUCUUUCGGAGCUUUGGUUUUCUUUUUAUUGGUUUAUCACUAUGGUUGUCCGUUGGAAUCUCAUCUAUCGUUCCACUUUCAAAGACAGGCUCUCUCUCAGACACGAAAAGGCUCUGCCGGGGAUAGACAUAUUCGUGUGUACAGCAGACCCCAUGAUAGAACCGCCAUCUAUGGUGAUUAACACCGUCCUCUCAGUCAUGGCUUACGACUAUCCGCCUGAAAAGCUAAGCGUUUAUCUUUCAGACGACGGCGGUUCGGAUUUGACGUUUUACGCAAUGGUAGAGGCCUCACGUUUCUCAAAGAUUUGGCUUCCGUUUUGCAAAAAGUUCAAAGUGGAGCCGAGAUCGCCGGAGGCUUAUUUCCGCACAGCCGCUGAGCCGCUUGAAGAUCCUGCCAUGGCCAAAGAGUGGUCAUCCAUCAAGACAUCAUAUGAAGACAUGAAGAAACGGAUUGAGACGACUACAGAGCGAGGCCAAAUUUCAGAAGAAGUACGUAAAGAGCACAAGGGAUUUAGUGAGUGGAACAAGGUUUCAAGCCGACGUGAUCAUCAAACCAUUAUUCAAAUACUUAUUAAUGGAAAAGACCCCAAGGCUGUAGAUAUUGAUGGACAACCUUUGCCAACUCUGGUAUACUUGGCACGUGAAAAGAAACCCCAGUACCACCAUAACUUUAAAGCAGGAGCCAUGAAUGCACUGAUAAGGGUGUCAUCGCGGAUAAGCAAUGGUCCGAUAAUUCUUAAUGUGGACUGCGACAUGUACUCAAACAAUUCAGACUCAGCGAGAGAUGCUGUGUGCUUUUUUAUGGAUGAAGAAAAUGGUCAUGAGAUUGGCUUCGUACAGUUUCCACAGGCGUUCGAGAACAUUACAAAGAAUGAUGUUUACGGUAGCUCCUUGAACGUAAUUAUGGAGGUGGAGAUUCCAGGAUUUGAUGGGCAUGGAGGGCCUUUGUAUAUUGGUACCGGGUGCUUUCACAGAAGAGACACUCUUUAUGGGCACAAGUACGGCAAGGAAUUUAAGGCAGAUUGGAAGGGAGGGAAAUGGAAUGAUAGAAAGGUAGAAGAGAGUGCGAGUGUUCUAGAAGAAACAUGCAAAGUUCUUGCAAGUUGUACCUAUGAAAACAACACUCAGUGGGGAAAGGAGAUGGGUUUGAAAUAUGGUUGUGCAGUAGAAGAUGUCAUCACAGGAUUAGCUAUACAUUGUCGAGGUUGGAGGUCAAUAUAUUUCAACCCGGAAAGGAAGGGGUUCCUUGGAGUUGCUCCCACAACACUACUGCAGUCACUUGUACAGCAUAAGAGAUGGAGUGAAGGUGAUUUUCAGAUCUUUGCCUCAAGGUACUGUCCCUUUGUGCAUGGCUACAAAAAGACUCCCCUGAAGCAUCAACUGUCAUACUGUAUCUAUUUGCUAUGGGCUCCAACUUGCUUGCCUACUCUAUACUACGUCGUUGUGCCAUCCCUAUGCCUGCUUAGAGGCAUCUCCUUGUUUCCAGAGAUUUCAAAUCCAUGGAUCCUACCAUUUGCAUUUGUCAUCUCUGUCCACCGCGCAUACUGUCUUGGAGAAUAUGUUUGGUUGGGGGGCACAUUCCUAGGCUGGUGGAAUGAUCAAAGGAUGUGGCUGUUUAAAAGAACUAGUUCCUUUUUCUUUGGAUUCUUUGACAACAUCCUAAAACUACUGGGGUUCACAAAGUCGGCCUUUGUCGUCACGGCAAAGGUGGCUGACGAUGAUGUUUCACAGAGAUACGAGGAAGAGCUCAUGGAGUUCGGUGCUUCUUCCCCAAUGUUUACCAUUAUAGCAACACUUGCAUUGUUAAAUGCGUUCUGUUUGGUUGGAGGAAUGAAGAGGGUGAUUAUGCAGAAGGAAAUGCAAAAUUUGCUUUCACACCCAUUUGCAUUGCAGAUUCUUCUUUGUGGGGUACUGGUUAUAAUCAAUCUUCCUGUUUACCAAGGUCUCUUCCUCAGGAAAGACAACGGUCGAAUGCCUACGUCAAUAACGCAACGGUCAAUUAUGUUUGCUCUAUUGGCUUGUGCAUUUGCCCUGUACUAAGUUCCUUAUUGGUGCCUGGUGAAGAAAUAUAUAUACUUUGAAGGGAAACUGUAAUUUAUUAUAUCCCAUGACGGGAUUCCUAUAAUUCAGGUGAAUUUUGUUAGAAAA
Messenger RNA from Corylus avellana, 2402 nucleotides. RefSeq names its product cellulose synthase-like protein E6. The record is from RefSeq and is a predicted model, not a curated record. Gene Ontology annotation, cellular component: membrane. Lineage: Eukaryota; Viridiplantae; Streptophyta; Magnoliopsida; Fagales; Betulaceae. Gene Ontology annotation, molecular function: cellulose synthase (UDP-forming) activity. Gene Ontology annotation, biological process: cellulose biosynthetic process.